AUCGAAAUGAGUGUUAAAAGACAUUAGCUUUUUAAACUUUGUUUAUGAUAGAUAUUUCUGCCAGUACUGGCAAAGCUGUCGAGAAUCUCCAGAGAGGACGGAGUCAGAGAUUUGACAAAACAUCAUACUAGCAUAGAUCUAUCUCUAUGAUCUAUCUGUUUCUUAGGUAAAAACUAGUGUGUAAUCGAUCCAGAAUAAUUUGCUUCGUCACGUUUCUAUUGUUAAUGUCAACAUUGAUCAUGCUUCUUGCCGUGGUCAACAACUGCAACCAACGUCAGUGUAUGUAACUAAGAACAAUUAAACUGUUUAUGGUGAUGUGUUGACACAAGGUAUGGGGUAUUUCAACCAACUGUGGCUUUUACUGUGGAAAAACUUCAAACUACGGCAGAGGCAGCCAGUGCGAGUUGUUAUUGAAAUCUUAUGGCCUCUGUGUUUGUUCUUGAUCCUGGUGGCAGUGCGAACAAGACCUGACCUCAUAACCAAACAACAUGAAUGUCAUUUUGAUGGCAAGGCGAUGCCGUCAGCUGGUGUUUUACCAUUUGUGCAGUCAUUCAUUUGUACAUUUAACAACACAUGCCACAGGACCAUGACGGCAGAUGAAAGACCAAAAGUCGUUGACAACUUCAACCAGUCACUAAUUACCAGAGUGAUAGAUGACCUGGAAAUAAUUUUGGCAAAUAGAACUGAUCGGGAAGAAAUCUUUCGAUUCAUUGAAGAUUUAGAAACUCUUGGCAAAAUGAGAGAUGUACUUAGUAAUGGUACAUCUAUGGGAAGUAUAACACUUGGCAGUCUUCUGGUAGACCCUGGUAAACUACGCGAGCAAAUAGUAAACCAGAGUAUUGACCUGGGACAUGAUGGAAUCAAUGCACUAUUGAAUGCCACUCUUUCUUUCAGAAAUAUUAUUGGAUCUGGAGGGAUUGCCAUUGAAUGGAAGAACCUGCAGCAGUUUCUGGAAAAUGUGAUUCCAAGACCGGGAAUGUCUCUGAAUGACUCAGUGUCAAACCUGCGUGAACAUCUCUGUAAUGAGAGUCUGCUGACCACCUGGCUAAAUUUCUCUGACCCAGCAGAGGCGGCUAACCUGAAACAGCAGCUGUGCUACAACUUGACCUUUGACCAGUUUGAACAGCUGUACCUAGACUUCCGAGACGACCUUGAUGUCAACAAGACAUUGAAAGAGUUCUCACAGUACAUUUUCAAUAAUACGGGAAAAGAUUUCAAUUUGGAUCCUCAGAGUAUACAGAGAUUUCUGAGAAUCUACGAGGAUUUGCUGGGUUUAGAGAGCCUGCAGUUUCUGUGGAAUGACAUUGUCCUCCUACAAGACGACCUGCGACCAGUGAACUCUUCCAAUGUGUCCUCCAUCAUACAGUCGGUGGGAAAGAUGGUGUGUGGCCGCAGCAACAUCAUGGGCUUCGACCCCAACAACAACAACCUCUUCUCCGGCAACAGUGGCACGUCAGCCUUCAGUGUUGGCUGCACCCUUAAGAGCAACGAUAAAGAGGAGACAACUCACAAAAUUGAUGACUCAUUUUGUGGAAAGCUGUUUAGUUCAUUUGAGUCGAGUGAUAAUACAUCAGUGUACACUAGGAUAUUGUGGCGACAGUUGAAACCAGUGGUUUUAGGUGUACUUCCAUACUCUCCGGACAAUGCAGUCACCAGAGAAUUGAUAAAACAAGCUAACCUAACAUUUGAAACACUGGCAUCACUUCUCGAUUUGUUUGCUGAUUGGAACACAACUGUUUCACCUGAGAUUUUCAACUUCCUUAACAACAGCAAUGCCAUUGAGCAACUUAGGAUUUUCACUGGAAAAGAUUCAUGUAAAUAUCUGGAACGUUUGCUAAAAGAGUUUGGCAGUGCUCAGAUACCACCAGAUAUGGCAAACAGAAGCAUAUGUGAAUUUGUUAAUCGUGUUUUAUCUGACUCCUCAGAGUACAAUUGGAAAGAUGCACUCAAUAACACAUCCUUCAUUGUGGGCCAGCUUCACAAGUAUUUACGGUGUUUCAAUUUUAACAAAUUUGUGCCAUUCAAAGAUGAAGAUGACCUAGUCAAGUACAGUCUGAAACACAUUCAUAACAACACAUUCUGGGCAGCUCUGGUAUUCAAGAAUAUUCCCGACAAUUCUACUGAGUUACCUCGACAUGUGAAAUACAAGAUACGCAUGGAUUCAAGCAAAGUAGACAGCACAAAACACCUGAUGGCCAAAUAUUGGCAUCCUGGCCCGCGUGGACGUGCAGGGAUCGACACGAAGUACCUGACGUACGGAUUUGCAUUUAUCCAAGACAUGGUGGACCAUGCUUUGAUCCGCUUGCAGACAGGUGUUCAAGAGGAGGUGGGCGUCUUUCUGCAGCAGUUUCCAUACCCGUGUUAUGUGGAAAACAAGUUUGUGUUUGCGAUUUCACGAACCCUGCCGAUGUUUAUGGUCCUGGCAUGGAUCUACAGUGUAGCGAUGAUAGUGAAGGGAAUCGUGCACGAGAAGGAGUUGAGGCUGAAAGAGGUGAUGAAGAUGAUGGGGCUCGGGAACAGCGUUCACUGGCUGGCUUGGUUUAUUAAUGCCUUCGUCAUGAUGUUAGUAACCGUCAUCCUCCUCGUCAUUGUCUUAAAGGUGGGAUUAAUCAUGGAGCACUCAGACCCCAGUGUUUUGUUCUUGUUCAUGAUUGCAUUCACGAUCUCGACCAUCAUGCAGUGCUUUCUCAUCAGUGUGUUCUUCUCGCGGGCAAAUCUCGCGGCCGUGUGUGGAGGCUUCAUCUACUUCGUGCUCUAUCUGCCGUACACCCAGGUCGUGCAGUGGGAGGAGUACUUAAGUACAGCCCAGAAAAGUCUUUCAUGUUUGUCAUCAACAAUAGCAUUUGGGUUUGGCUGCAGCUACAUUUCACGCUAUGAGGAACAGAUGAUAGGAAUCCAGUGGAGUAACCUGUAUGACAGUCCUCUCACCAACGACACUUUCAGCAUGGGCUUUUGUAUCUGGAUGAUGUUAGUCGAUGCCGCCAUCUAUGGACUUCUCACUUGGUACAUUGAAACAGUGUUUCCAGGUGAUUAUGGCAUCCCCAGGAAAUGGUAUUUCUUCAUCCAAAAAUCCUACUGGUGUGGCAUUCAGUUCGAACCUAAUGAUAACGAUCCUUCCCUUGAGAUCAACAACAUGAACACAGAUUGUGACCCAGCAAACAUUGAAAGUGAACCAGAAAACCAUAAAUUAGGUGUUGCGAUUCGGAACUUGAAGAAGGUGUACAAGUCUGGGAAAAAGACAGCAGUUGAUGGGCUGAGCAUGAACUUCUAUGAAGGGCAGAUUACCUCAUUUUUAGGUCACAAUGGAGCUGGGAAGACCACUACCAUGUCCAUACUAACAGGCUUAUUCCCACCCACCAGUGGGACUGCAUUCAUCUAUGGCAAAGACAUUCGAAAAGACAUUAACAACAUUCGACAGAAUCUGGGCAUGUGUCCCCAGCACAAUGUCCUCUUUGACUUACUGACAGUAAAGGAGCACAUUUGGUUUUACGCUCGGUUGAAGGGCAAGAGUGAGCAGGAGGUGAACGUGGAACUGUACAAGAUGAUCCAGGAUGUCGGUCUCACUAACAAGAUCAAUGAACAGUCGCGCAACCUCUCAGGUGGUAUGAAGAGAAAGUUGUCUGUUGCCAUUGCAUUUGUCGGUGGCUCCCAGACAGUGAUCCUUGACGAACCUACAGCUGGUGUUGAUCCUUAUGCCCGAAGAUCCAUCUGGGAACUACUACUCAAGUUUAAAUCAAACCGAACCAUUAUUUUAUCAACACACCACAUGGAUGAAGCCGACGUGCUUGGCGACCGUAUUGCAAUUAUAUCUCAGGGCAAGCUACGGUGCUGUGGCUCCAGCCUCUUUCUGAAGAAUCACUUUGGCAGUGGGUACUACCUGACUCUGGUGCGCACAGAUGACUUGGAGCCUCCUAUGGCUGAAGAUGGGAUGCCUGUGGAAGAUGACUUGUUUCAGCCUGGACCCCAGAGCCGUCCGUCCACCGCAGGCAGCGUGCGCUCCACCAUCGACAUCUUGCCAAUGUUUGAGAAUGUUGAUGAAGGCUAUGACGAGAUGAAGGAAAAUGGAGAUAAAAAUCCAGUCUCUGCAAAGGAAGACCAAGCAUGUGCUGCAGUUUUACCACCUGGCGCAGCCUCCAUGAUUCCAGGUUUCUCUCCAGUGCGAGUGACGGCUUUCAUCCAGAAGUUUGUCAAGGAUGCCAAGCUCGUGGAAGACAACACCACAGAACUGUGUUACCAGUUGCCAGAAGAGGCUGCUCACUGUGGAAACUUUGAACUGUUGUUCAGUCAGCUGGAACAGUGUCAUCACGACCUCGGCAUAUCUAGCUUCGGCAUAUCAGAUACCAGUCUGGAGGAGGUAUUCUUGAAGGUUGCUGAAGACACGGACGUUCUGGAGGAGGAGAAAACAAGAUGUUCGCUUGAGGCCUCCUACGACGGUGGCAAAUACCCUCGUCCUGUGACGAGACUGAGUUUUCGCAGGAAGAGAAAGUUUGGUAUUUUCCCAGUCUCGAAGAAAAUAUAUGACAGCUCCUCUGAUUUGUCUUAUAAGCAGUUUGAUGACAACGUGUCGUUAGUUCCUGAAUCUGUUGCAGAAUCCGAUGUGGAAACUGCUGGCAAUGAUGGUUUCUCUACAUCUAAGGUAGAAAAACUCUCAGGCUGGAGUCUGCUCUCCAGACACUUUGUUUCUCUCUUCAUCAAACGCUUUCAUCACGUCAGGCGGAGCAAGAAGGGACUAGUCUGUGAGAUAAUCCUACCUGCAGGUUUUGUGUGCAUUGCAUUGAUUUUCUCACUGAUACUGCCACCAUUCCAACAAGAACCAGAACUAGAGCUGCACCCAUGGAAAUACAUACCCAGGAAGGGAGAUCCUUUUCUUUAUAUGUUCUACAGCAAUGACAACAGAGAAGUAACAAUGGCCAACAGCCUAGAAUCAAUGCUUUUGUCAAAGCCAUGGAUUGGAAAUCGAUGUCUCAAUCCAAACUCUAAGGAUAAUCUUCUGCCUGAUUAUCCCUGUACUGCCAGUCCUGCUCCACCAUCGUGGACAGCUCGUCCUGCCUUGACGGGGAACUUGUCGGUGGACUCGCCAGACUGCUCCUGUGAUUCAGGCAUGCAGACCUGUCCUGCGGGCGCUGGAGGUCCUACUCCGUCGAUGAGAAUCCUGCCAACAACAGACCACAUGUACAAUAUGACAGGACGAAACAUCACCGACUGGCUCCUCAAAACCAUGAACAAAUAUAUUUACAAGAGGUAUGGAGGUCUAAGUUUUGGUGAGACUAAUGCCAUAGCUCAGCUGAAUACAACCCAGAUGAUGUCGGUCAUUGACAGACUGACCCGAGCUGCCAACAAUGGGACGGACGUCUUUCCCAAAAACAACACCUUCUUCACAGACCUGGAAAAUGUCACGAGAGAUUUUAUCAAACAGGACAUUGCUAAGGUCUGGUUCAACAACAAAGGUUUUGCUUCGUCGGUCAUAUACAUGAGUGUACUCAACAACCUCAUCUUGCGCAGUUACCUCCCUUCAGAAAGUGACCCAUCAGACUAUGGGAUCUCCACCUCGAACCACCCCAUGAACUACACAGAAGCACAGUUCAGUGAAAAUAGCAUAUUAAACAGUUUCAUCGAUGUGGUUGUGGCAAUCUGUGUAAUAUUUGCCAUGUCGUUCAUCCCAGCCAGUUUUGUGCUCUUCCUUAUAGAAGAGCGAGUGUCCAGCAGUAAACAUCUUCAGUUUGUCAGUGGAAUAAACCCAACCAUCUACUGGGUGGCAAACUUUGCAUGGGACAUGAUGAACUACCUGAUACCGACCGCCCUGUGUAUCUUCAUUUUCCUGGCGUUCAACAAACAAGCUUAUGUGUCAGCAACAAACCUGCCCUGUCUUAUUGCUCUACUCGGCUUAUAUGGAUGGGCCAUUAUUCCAAUGAUGUAUCCAUUUUCACGUCUAUUUGAUGUGCCAAGUUCUGCCUUUGUGACACUGUCCUGUGCCAAUGUGUUUCUCGGUACUGUGUCCACUAUUGCCACUUUCAUACUGGAAAUUCUUGAGUCGGAUGACCCGGAAUUGGGCGUCAUCAACAAUAUCCUGAAGCAAGUGUUUCUGCUGAUGCCACACUACUGUCUGGGCCGCGGCCUCAUCGAGAUGACCACCUACCAGCUACGAGCUGAUCUCAUUGCUAGAUACGGUGAGGAAUGUGUGUACAACAUCUUUUCCUGGAACAUCGUGGGCCGCAACCUCUUCAGUCUGUUCAUGAUGGGCAUUGGGUGCUUCCUGCUCAAUCUCCUUAUUGAAUACAGGUUCUUUAUCAAACCAAGGAAGAUUACAGGACAUGAGAGCCCAAUAGAAAAUGAGGAUGUGGAUGUAGCAAGAGAACGCCAGCGAGUUAUGUCUCACAGAGCUGACAAUGAUGUACUCAGACUGGAAAAUCUUUCUAAGGUCUACUGGAGGCCAGGCCGUAAACGUAGGAUGACUGCAGUUGACCGCCUCUGUCUUGGAGUGCCUAAGGGACAGUGCUUUGGACUUCUCGGGGUUAACGGUGCUGGAAAAACAACAACUUUCAAGAUGCUGACUGGUGAUGAGUCUGUCACAGAGGGAUCUGCAUUUGUACAGAAUUACAGCAUACUGAAGGACAUGGUCAAAGUACGACAGCAGAUGGGAUAUUGUCCACAGUUUGAUGCUUUGGAUAAUCUGCUUACCGGGCGUGAGCACCUCGAGUUCUAUGCCAGGAUACGCGGCGUUCCCACACAUGAAAUAAAAACCGUUGCCAGUUGGGCCAUCCAGAAGCUGGGACUGACUCAGUAUGCGGACAAAGUGGCUGGAACCUAUUCGGGUGGUAACAAACGCAAACUGUCCACAGCCAUUGCUCUCAUUGGAAAUCCGAAUAUUAUCUUCUUGGAUGAACCCACAACAGGCAUGGAUCCAAAAGCGCGGCGAUUUCUGUGGAAUUGUAUUAAUAGUAUCAUCAAAGAUGGCCGAUCAGUCAUACUUACUUCACACAGUAUGGAGGAAUGUGAAGCUUUAUGCAGUCGACUAGCCAUUAUGGUCAAUGGACAGUUCAAAUGUCUUGGCAGCAUACAACAUCUUAAAAACAGGUUUGGAAACGGUUACACGAUCAUCCUGCGAGUGUCUGGCAGUGUGCCCGACACAGAGCCGGUGAAGCGGUUCAUCGUGGAGAUGUUCCCGGACGCGGUGCUCAAGGAGGAACACAACAACAUGAUGCAGUUUCAGCUCGGCAUGGCGCACCUCUCACUCGCCAAGCUCUUCGCACAAAUGGAGGCGGCAAAGAAACGCCUGCAUGUGGAAGACUACUCUGUGUGUCAGACCACACUCGACCAGGUGUUCAUCAACUUUGCUAAAUUACAGACCGAUAUGCUGGAUGAAGAAAUAGAUGACAUUUCCCCAAGUUCGGAUCUCCCAAUGAGGCGGAUGGAGUUGGAUGAGCAGAGUAUAACGGGAAGUACUAUUGAUCUGAUUCAGCCUGGCAGUGCUCGCAGCAGUUUACGACUCACUCACUCCUCUCACAUGAGUCGUGACUCGGAGGCUUAGUGUCACACUUAAAUGGUGUUAUUACCAUGACUUUUACACAAUUUGUUUUAAAUACUUAAUUUGUACCACAGGUUUUUAAAUGAAAAAAAGACAGUCAGACAGUUUGGAAUACUGUUCUAGAUUCAUUUGACCCACGUGCUCUAUAGCAUUACAAAAUGAUCACUAGCUUUUGCUGGGUGCUUAACAUUAAUUGAAAGUGAUAUGUUCACGGUUAUGUUUUUGUAAUUGUAUGGUAGAAAUAGAAAAUAAAUAUUUUGGUUUAUAACAUAUUCAUAUUUACAUUUCUGAGAAGGGACCGAGGUGAUUUGGUUAGCUAAACAUAACAGUUACUCUUAUUUUUGUGCCUACCCAAAGUUUGAAACAAGGGUGAGUUAUCUUUUGGGUUAAUUCUAUAUUUGAUGAUUUUAACAUCUCAAAGAGUUUUAACUUAGUAGGAACAUUGUAUCCAAGUUAUUAGAAAUGUUAAAAUAUUGACUUCUAAUUUGCUAAGACAGCUUAGAAUUUUUCUUACUGGUUUAAGCAAUAACCUGCAACUUAAAUAACAUUGUUCAUUAUCCCUCCAUCUAAUUCAACAUUUGCUUGGGCCCAAUUUAGUUUUGUAAUUGGAAAUUCAGUUUUAGCUCAGUGAACUGGGGCCAAAUGGGCCCUUUCUUUUCUUUUCUAUUUUAAUUAUUAUGUGUAAUUUAUAAAAAGUAUUGAAUGUUAAUAUUUAUUGAACUUUAUUUUGUUAACCAGAACAUAUAUGACAUUCUUUUAAAUUAUAUUUGUGCGUAUUUUACAGUGUUUUUUUUAAAAACAUUUUAUUAUUUAUAAUCUGCUAACAAGAUGUGAUACAUAUUUGUAUAUAUGUUGAUUGUUGGAAGUGUAUCUUGUUUAUAAAGCCUGUCACAACUAUUUUUUAAUGGUUUCUUGCAUAGAUUAUAUUAAUUGUUUAUUACAAAUACUAGGCAUAAUAAAGGCCUUAUUCAAGUGUCUGUGAUAGAUAGACGUACAUGUAUAGUAUGUCACUUCUUAGUACUAAUCAAUGAAAUGUAAUUAUAUAACCAGGACCAGAAAUACAACAAUGCUGUCAUUUUCCAUAUGAUAACCAGAA
Messenger RNA from Gigantopelta aegis, 8621 nucleotides. RefSeq names its product phospholipid-transporting ATPase ABCA1-like. Gene Ontology annotation, molecular function: lipid carrier activity; ABC-type transporter activity; ATP hydrolysis activity. The coding region runs from base 332 to 7528 and encodes 2398 amino acids. NCBI's taxonomy places the organism in Eukaryota, Metazoa, Mollusca, Gastropoda, Neomphalida, Peltospiridae. The record is from RefSeq and is a predicted model, not a curated record. The transcript has 50 exons. Gene Ontology annotation, biological process: transmembrane transport; lipid transport. Gene Ontology annotation, cellular component: membrane; intracellular membrane-bounded organelle.